GCUUCUGGGGUGCCCUAGCUCCCGGGCGCAGCCUCGAGCUUGCCAUUGUUCGGGCGUUAUUAGCGAGAACUGUUUGGUUUCGCAUGCACAUUUUUACACUCGCUUUGGCCGCCGGGUUUAGCGCGCUUGCAAGCGGGGGGGGGGGCUAAAAGCUGUUUUCUUUUCCCGAUCGACUAGAGGACGGGUCGGGGUCGGGUUCCUUUGCUUUCCAGCGAGCCCCUUGAACCGGGUCUGACUGCAAUAUUGCAAGCUGCAGAAAUCUCGGGGGGGGGGCAGGCAUUGGAAUCCGGGACACUUGCCUCUCCAAUGAUGCAAUGUUUUUGCAACAUGCAAAACGACCCUCCACAUCCGUGUGUAUUGGGGAUAAAAGCCUCGGGGGGGGGGUUAAUAGCGCCGGGGGUCUACACACACCAGCUUCAAGCAGAGAAGGAGGCUGCUAGCAAAGCCCUGGCGGCGGGCGGAGCUCUCCAGAGCUUGUGUGUAGGGAGAAUUGUGCACGGCGGAGUGAAGCCCCCUUCCCCCGCAUGCCCUGCUUGCGGGGGGGGGGCGGGGGGCAGGGCACGGAAAGCGCGGAGAGCUCCCUGAGAUCGCCCCAGGGUUCAGGGCGGGGACAUGGCAGAGCCGCAGCCUCGCCCCACCCAGCCCCAGCCUGACACCAUGUGACGCCAGCAGGAGCCUCCGAUAUAAGGUGGCGGCGCUCGGCGAGCCCCCACUGGUGGCUUCAGCCCGGCUCGCGGUUGUCGCUCGUCCGGCCCCUGCCAGCCCCCUUGUGUUGCGCCCGGCCCGUGGUCGGCUCCGUCAGCCCCGUGAGCGCCCUGCCGAUCCCGAGCGGCGAGAGCCCGCUAGCCCUGCCCCUGUGCGCCGUGGCCAUGAGCACCGAGCUCUACCAGUCCGCCAUGGAGGUGGCCGUGUACCAGCUGCAUAACUUCUCCAUCUCCUUCUUCUCCUCGCUGCUCGGCGGGGACGUGGUCUCCGUCAAGCUGGACAACAGCGCCUCCGGAGCCAGCGUGGUGGCGAUUGAUAACAAGAUCGAGCAGGCGAUGGAUCUAGUGAAAAACCACCUGAUGUAUGCCGUGCGGGAGGAGGUGGAGAUCCUCAAGGAGCAGAUCAAAGAACUGGUGGAGAAGAACUCCCAGCUGGAGCGAGAGAACAGCCUCUUGAAAACCCUGGCCAGCCCUGAGCAGCUGGAGAAAUUCCAGUCCCGGCUGCCAGCAGAGGGGCUGUCUGCAGAGGAGCAGACGGGCGGGGCAGCUGCCCCGGCCCAGCACACCGGGGGCUCUGCGGUGUAAGGUGGCUCUGUCCUCGGAGUGGGCAGAGCCACUGAACUCUUUCUACUUAAUCUCCUUAAAAGUUGUUUCCUCCCUCAUCUCAUGUGGAGAACUUCCCAAGCUAGCGAGAGCUACAAGAUGUGCCGGGGCGUUGCCCCAGCUGCUGGGACACUGACUGGCUCUGAAGGAGCGAGGUGGGACACUGCACAGCCAGACGACCCCCAUGGGGGGCCUCUUUGCAAAUCCGUGAGAGUGCAGGGGCUGCACAUCCGGUCAUGUGCCCUCGCUGUACCGUUCGGCAGGGCUCCUGCUGCACUUGACAAAGACUGAUCCUUGGAGGAAGCCAGUUGUUGCUGAGGAGAUACAAAUCUGCCCCUCCUGCCACCCUGGAAUGGGCCUGGGGUAGGAACCAAAAACUGACCUCGUCAGCACUUUUGUGUUGGCGGCUGUGGACAGUGCAUGGCUUGUGCACACCACAGGUUGGGGAUUACAAGGAAAGCUUUGUUUCGUUAGUGCAGGGAUCUUUAUAUCCUUAGCUGCAUCUAAGGAACGUAUACACGCCACCAGUGCUGGGGAUGGCUACCAAAGCCUGGGGCUCAUGGGGGGCUCUAUGGAUGGUGCUGCCCAUAGCUGUAUGCCUGGGGCCGGCUGGGGAUUCCAGCCGAGUGUGGAGGUGGGCCGCUUGGAUGGUGUUUGGAAAUAAAUGGGUGACUGGAGCUGUCUCGCUGUGGGAUAGAUUUUUAUACAUAGCUCGGUCUGUAUACAGACCCCCCCAGGAGGGAGAUUCCUCGUCCCCCAGCCCGCCCAGUGCAGGGCCACAGGACACCCACAGCAGAGAUUUUAUAAUAAAACAUGCCAAUGAGACCCGCCUGUCAUGGACGGGGUGGCAUGGCCCCUUGGGGGGCGAGAGCCGAGGUUAUUUGCUCCAUGAGCGUCCCCCCCUCGAGACAGCUCUCGCGGAGCGGACGGGGCUUCACUCUUGAUGUUAGACUGUCAGAGCAUUAACAUGACUGUGUGAAUCUAACUAGAAAUGGCAAUAAACUCUACUUUUGAUAAUA
Molecule: messenger RNA, 2326 nt
Organism: Dermochelys coriacea (leatherback sea turtle)
Lineage: Eukaryota; Metazoa; Chordata; Testudines; Dermochelyidae
Product: TSC22 domain family protein 3-like
Exons: 3
Coding region: 870-1289 (139 amino acids)
Biological process (GO): regulation of transcription by RNA polymerase II
Source: RefSeq, a predicted model, not a curated record